Rubroshorea leprosula is the source of this 1312-nucleotide messenger RNA. The record is from the annotation of a GenBank genome assembly. Lineage: Eukaryota; Viridiplantae; Streptophyta; Magnoliopsida; Malvales; Dipterocarpaceae.
AUCUUUAUAUCCAUUUCCUAUUUCAAGCGCACACGUCUGAAGCAGUGUAUCAAUCUAUUCCUACUUCCCUAACUUACCAAUUGAAAAUGGCGACAACCCUUACCAUGGGCGGGGAAAAUCAAUUCGACAGGGACGAAGAGGUAAAACGGUUUGACGAAUCUAAGAUCGGAGUUAAAGGCCUAAUCGACGCCGGCGUCACCUCCCUCCCUCGUCUCUUCAUCCACCCACCGGAAACCCUUGCCGACCUCAAGCCCAGGCCUGUCCGACCCGACUGCCAAUCCAUCAUCAUCCCCACCAUCGACCUCUCCGGCCCACGCGCUACUGUCGUUGAGCAAGUCGCGCAGGCGGCUCGCCAGUUGGGGUUCUUCCAGAUUGUCAACCAUGGGAUCCCGGUGGCAGUGCUUGACCGAACGAUUGGGGCCAUCAGGGAGUUCCAUGAACAACCCACGGAGGUCAAGGCGCGGUUCUACCGCCGUCGCGAUGUCGGCAGCGGCGUAUCAUUCAUUUCGAACAUCGAUUUGUUUGUCUCAAAAGCCGCCAGCUGGAGGGACACGCUUCAGGUGAAGCUAGGUCCGACGAUGGCGGAGCUUGAAGAGAUACCAGAGGUAUGCAGAAACGAGAUUGUGGAGUGGAACAGAGAGUCGAAGCAGCUGGGGGAGCAGUUGAUGGGUCUGUUGAGUGAAGGCCUUGGACUGGAAACAGAUAGGCUGAAGAAGACGACGUGCUUGGAGGGAAGGGUUAUGGUGGGUCACUACUAUCCCAGCUGCCCGCAGCCUGAUCUGACUGUGGGGCUUGCGUCUCACACCGACCCGGGAGCUCUGACUGUUUUGUUGCAGGAUCAGAUAGGUGGGUUGCAGAUUAAGUACGGCGAUGAGUGGCUGGAUGUUAAGCCUGUGCAUGGAGCUCUUGUUAUAAACAUUGCUGAUGUGCUGCAGAUAAUGUCUAAUGAUGAGUACAGCAGUGUGGAGCAUAGAGUCCUGGCGAAUCCUUCCCCCGAACCGCGGGUGGCAGUAGCUGUUUUCUUCAAUGCAAGCGCGAGGGAAGACCUGUAUGGACCAUUUCCCGAGUUAGUUUCACAGGAGAAACCUGCUGCCUACAGGCAGUUUACUUAUAGUGACUACAUUACAAGGUUUUUCACCAAGGAAUUGGAUGGAAAAUCUUUAACAAAUUACUACAAGCUGUAAGGGAGACCUCGAAUGUAUUAGUCCUGGAUGGUCACUUGGAUCUUUAAGUUCAUUCAUUUUCUGUGACUCCAGUACAUACUUGACAGUUAAUAAAUUCAAGAAUUAUUGAAUAAACAUUAUCUUCAAAU